This is a messenger RNA of Akanthomyces muscarius, 1518 nucleotides long. RefSeq lists its product as uncharacterized. Gene Ontology annotation, molecular function: DNA-binding transcription factor activity, RNA polymerase II-specific; zinc ion binding. The transcript is spliced from 5 exons. Lineage: Eukaryota; Fungi; Ascomycota; Sordariomycetes; Hypocreales; Cordycipitaceae. Gene Ontology annotation, biological process: regulation of DNA-templated transcription. Bases 1 to 1518 code for a protein of 505 amino acids. The record is from RefSeq and is a predicted model, not a curated record.
AUGAUGUCUUCUCAUAUUCCACGGCGUUCUCGUCGUUGCUUCACAUGCCAGACUCGCAAGAAGGGGUGCGACUUGCGAGUUCCCGUCUGUGGGCAGUGCCAACGGGCCCGUUUAAACUGUCGAGGGUACUCCAACGAGGUGGUUUGGCUUGAUACACAAACGACACUGCAAGAAAACACUGGUACGGGACGCAGAAGGGGCAAGAACUCUGCUGCUUCUACUCUCCCCGGCGCUUCCAUUAUCCAAGCCGACUCCCUUACCCGGACCGCUAGAAGGCAGCGCCUAGGCGGCUCUUUUUGGUCGGUCUUUCUACCUGGCGGCCAACAAUGCAGUGGAAAGUCGCUUCCGUUUUGUCCCGGCAGCUGGACCAAUGCUGCCAUGCAGCUGCAGGACGGGGAGGCGGCGUUGUGCAGCAUCGUUCUGGCACUCGGAUCAGGCUUCGAGGCGGCCAGUUGCAAGCCUGGCGUCUCCAGCGCGGAGCAGCGUCUGCUGAAGCUGCAAACGAUAUGGCUGUACUAUCGGGCUAUUUGGCACCUGAAAGACGCAGCGAAAAGCCCGCACAUGCUGCAAAGCGAUGGCAUACUGGCCACGACCAAGCUGGUGCAAAUCUACGAGAUGUAUUUUGGCCAGGGCUUCCAAGGUAGUUCCAGAGACAAUGCCUCAAGAUUAUAUGCAACUGUCUCUACCAUUUUCGUGCGCACAACCCUUUCCAUCAAUGAAGGGGAUUGGCGGACAGUUCCAUGGCAGUUUAGCUCCAAGGAUCCCAAGGACAUACUAACCGACAUCUUGCACGAGAUUGUGUCACUUCUCAAGCGUCUAAAUCAGCUACGAGCAGCAGGUGGCUCUGCCGAGAAACGAGAUGAGCUACUCGUCGAGGCGGCUGGAGUCAAGCGCGCUUUGCAGUUGUGGUUUUCCGACCUCCCUGCAGACGCCAAGGUGUUUGACUAUACAACGAAUGCCAGUGUCCCGAGCGAAAUUGCCUCCGAUAGACAACUGUCGUUUCUCUACCUCGUUACACUAUAUUGGGUCGCAUGCAUGCUGAUUGAUACGACGGCCGGCUUCCUCGAACUUGUCAAUACCGACAAAGAACGUCAUCGGUCAGUCGAAGCAGGCCACGAGACGAUCACCCAUUCCUCGGAGGCAGCAAAUCCAAAUCUCAAGACGGACAAAGGCGAAGAUGACGCGCAUACCGAGUGCGAGAUGCAAGAGAUGGCCGUACUGGACGCGUCUAAAGGUUAUGCGUACAAAAUUGCACAUACCAUGCAUUUAAUGCGUGGCCCGCAGGUCGGCAUCUGCUUUUAUGGAAUGUGCGUCGUGCCCAUCUCGCUUGCCUUUUCGCUAUUAACUGCGCUGGAGCCCGCGGCCCAGAUGAGCGAGGAGAGGCAGAUCCUGAGCAGCUCGUUGGCAGGCCAUGCGCUCUAUAGCUGGGUUUCGCAGUUUGCUGAAGAAACCGAGAAUCCGAUGGCAAGGCUCGAGCAUGAAAAGGCUCGGCGGCUAAGAUGGUGGACGAAGUGCUGA